Messenger RNA from Cooperia oncophora, 558 nucleotides. Lineage: Eukaryota; Metazoa; Nematoda; Chromadorea; Rhabditida; Trichostrongylidae. The record is from the annotation of a GenBank genome assembly.
AUGCAGAUAGAAGUUCAUCGCCCAGAAGCAUAUGCGGGCCAAACGAAUGAAGCGGUCGUUCCAGCUAAGACAGGUGUUGUUGCUAGAACUUCAUGGGACGACGAUACUGAAGUUGUUCCUGCAGCUGACAGACCUCAUGCAGCAUCUCCUGCUAUGACACCACCUGCAGCUCCUGCUCAACCCACUACCGUGCAAUUCAGCGGAUUCAGCCAGUCGCCAAUCAUUACCCUACCAUCACUGGAUAGAACAUCACAGCCAUCAUUGGAUCGUUCUCGACUACGUCUUGGUUACUAUGUCUUCACUACUUUCGGUCAGCUUUUGGGACAAACCCCAGACGUUAUUGUGAAUAGCUACGUGAUUGGAGCCUCUGUGGACGACGCCACAAGAAGUUUGAAGCUUCCCGACGAUGAACCGGCCACGUUCACCUUCUACCAUCUGGUGAAGAACGGCGUCAGCAAUCCACGAUGCGUAUACUGGGAUCUGGAUGAGAAGACCUGGAGCACGGAUGGAUGCCGUAUGAUCUCAACAAAUGACGAUGCCACUCCAGUGUGCAUGUAA